This is a messenger RNA of Rubroshorea leprosula, 1247 nucleotides long. The record is from the annotation of a GenBank genome assembly. Lineage: Eukaryota; Viridiplantae; Streptophyta; Magnoliopsida; Malvales; Dipterocarpaceae.
CACUCUAACACUCUGACCGUUUCCUCUUCACAAGCUUGCAGUUGCCGGAGAAGGGAGAUUUCCAUGGCGUUACCGGUCGUCGAUACUGAGUACCUCAAGGAGAUCGACAAAGCUCGCCGCGAUCUCCGUGCUCUCAUCGCCUUCAAGAACUGCGCUCCCAUCAUGCUCCGCUUAGCAUGGCACGACGCAGGAACUUACGAUGUCAACACGAAGACUGGUGGACCUAAUGGCUCCAUAAGGAACGAAGAGGAGUUCUCUCAUGGCUCCAAUAAUGGCCUCAAAAUUGCUCUUGAUCUUUGUGAAGGAGUGAAGGCUAAACGUCCAAAGAUUACAUAUGCAGACCUGUACCAGCUUGCAGGUGUUGUAGCAGUUGAAGUCACUGGAGGCCCAACAAUUGACUUCGUACCGGGUAGAAAGGAUUCAAAUGUAUGCCCCAAGGAAGGUAGACUUCCAGAUGCUACAAAAGGUGUGCCCCAUCUGAGGGAAAUCUUUUACCGGAUGGGUCUGUCUGACAAGGAUAUUGUAGCACUGUCAGGGGGCCAUACUCUGGGAAGGGCUCAUCCUGAGAGGUCAGGUUUUGAUGGCCCUUGGACCCAGGAACCUCUAAAGUUUGAUAACUCAUACUUUGUGGAGCUUCUGACCGAGGAAACAGAAGGUCUUUUGAAACUUCCAACAGACAAGGCUUUACUUGAGGACCCUGAGUUCCGCCGUUACGUUGAACUCUAUGCAAAGGAUGAGGACGCAUUCUUUAGAGAUUAUGCGGCAUCACAUAAGAAACUAUCAGAACUUGGAUUUACUCCACGUUCCUCUAGCACCAAGCCAAUUGCGAAGGAUUCCACCAUACUGGCACAAAGUGCUGUUGGAGUGGCUGUCGCUGCUGCUGUGGUGAUUCUAAGCUACUUCUAUGAAGCUCACAAACGAAUGAAGUGAACAGUGCCACUUAAUAUUCUCUUUCUAAAUAUUGUUUCUGCCACCCUAUCGAUUAGCAGAAUUGGGUCAUAUUAACAAGCAAGCUGUCUAUUUCUUGUUUCUAUCUCAUAAUGUUGACUCAUAGGGGUCAUAUGAGUGCCACCUAAAUACUUUUGUUGGAAGAUGGAUAUGGUAUUAUAGAAUACUGUCUCUGGCCUGAACUUCAUAAAUAAAAUGCAAUUGAUAUUAGAUGUGAUAUCUCUUAUCUAUUCUGAAUGUACUCAAGAAUGUUUCUCUCACUUCAAUCUAAACACUCGCAGUAAAUUUAAAUUUCGUAG